This is a messenger RNA of Momordica charantia (bitter melon), 2275 nucleotides long. Its product is annotated as phosphoadenosine phosphosulfate (PAPS) reductase family protein. Gene Ontology annotation, molecular function: FMN adenylyltransferase activity. The record is from RefSeq and is a predicted model, not a curated record. NCBI's taxonomy places the organism in Eukaryota, Viridiplantae, Streptophyta, Magnoliopsida, Cucurbitales, Cucurbitaceae. Gene Ontology annotation, biological process: FAD biosynthetic process.
GGGGGUGGAGGAUAUUUAUAGGAUCCAUUGCACGACGCGACACAAAUUUCAGUUUUCACUUUCAACUUUCAACGGCUGGAGCCGUGCCCACUUCCCCCGCUGCGCAAUUUAUUCGUUUACGAUUCGAGUUAGACCAAGACCCGCGAGGAAAAAAGAGAAAAAAAAAAGCUCCAAUUUCUCAGCGAUAAACAAUCUGUGGCAUUCAAAGAACACGUCUAUUAUAUUCCUACCUCUUGAGAGAUCCUUCUGCUCAACAAAAGGGGCUGCAAAAAGAUCAAUUACAAUCUUCAGUGUUUGAUUACCAGAGAGGACAUGGAGAUCCACAAAGCAAUCGGUGAUUGUGAUGAUCGAAGGCUCAAAACCAAGUACAAUAACGCCAUCUAUGUUGUUAAGAGAGCUCUGGCUUUAUAUUCUACUGAAGAGGUUGCAUUCAGCUUCAAUGGUGGAAAAGAUUCGACUGUUUUACUGCACAUACUUCGAGCUGCCUUUUUCUUGCAUAAAGAGGAAGAAGGCUAUUCUGUUGAUGGACUCAAGGAGUUUCCUAUUCGAACAAUAUACUUUGAGAGCCCUUCUGCUUUUGCUGAAAUUAACUCCUUUACUUAUGAUAUGGCAACCAACUAUGGCUUGAAAAUGGAUAUCAUCCGGACAGAUUUCAAAUCUGGCUUGGAGUCUUUAUUGAAGAGUAAACCUGUCAGAGCUAUUUUCCUUGGGGUUCGCAUUGGAGAUCCUACUGCGGUUGGCCAAGAACAGUUUUCCCCUAGUUCACCUGGAUGGCCACCAUUUAUGAGAGUGAAUCCCAUUUUGGAUUGGUCGUACAGAGAUGUAUGGGCGUUCAUUUUAACUUCCAAGGUUCGGUACUGCAGCCUUUAUGAUCAAGGAUAUACUUCAAUUGGGAGUAUUCAUGAUACACUCCCAAAUGCACUGUUGAGCAUUAGUAAUUCCUCUGGAAGCGAGGGGAAAUUUAGACCCGCAUACUUGCUUUCAGAUGGAAGAUCGGAAAGAGCAGGAAGAGCAAAAAGGUUUUCUCCUUCCCUGCUAAAUCCUGACAGGAAUGGAAUGAGAAAUGUGGAUUUGCAGAAAAACAGCAUGCUCACUGCUUCGGUCAUAGUUGUUGGAGAUGAGAUCCUUUUCGGCACUGUUGAGGAUCAAUUGGGACUCUCACUGCGUAGAAAGGUGCAUUCUAUUGGUUGGUCUGUACCACAUACUUCUGUAGUUCGGAAUGAUAUAGAUUCGGUUGCUGAAGAAGUAGAGUUACAAAGGUCAUCAAAUGAGAUGGUGUUUAUAUAUGGAGGAGUAGGUCCAUUGUUUUCAGAUGCAACUUUAGGAGGUAUUGCAAAGGCAUUUGGGGUUCGACUGGCUCCCGAUGAAGAAUUUGAAGAAUACCUCAGGCAUCUUAUAGGGGAUCAUUGCACUGGUGAUCGAAAUGAGAUGGCUCAGUUGCCAGAAGGGAUCACUGAAUUAUUGCAUCACGAGAAGUUGCCCGUCCCAUUGAUCAAGUGUCACAAUGUGAUAGUUCUUACUGCAACAAACACAACGGAACUGGACUUGCAGUGGGAUUGUUUGAUUGAAUUAACAAGAACUGGUGACCUUUUCCCAUUAUUGGAACCAUAUAAAUCAAAGCACUUGACCACAAAACUUUCAGAUGUAGAAAUUGCUCCAUCUCUAUCUAAACUGUGUCUUGAAUUCCCAGAUAUACAGAUAGGGUGUUAUCGAGAAUCCAGAUCUGGACCGAUUAUUAUAAAUUUCAAAGGAAAGAAUGAAGAAAGAAACGAGUUAGCUGCAGAAGCGUUGAGCAAGAAGUUCCAAUCCGGGGUGUUCUCUGACAUCAACUUGCGUUCUCCAGAAACCUAAAGGCUGAAAAUUUGAUAGCUAGAAGCAAAAAAUCAGGCAUUGCCAAUAUCACGCAAGAAACCAUAAGCUUUGAUCAAAGAUUUAAAGAUGUAGGUGGAAUGAAGGUGCAACUGGGAUUUGGCAAAAACUGAAAGGAAGUAGAGAAGAUUAACACAAAGAUCUCGCAAUCGAAACUGCUCGAAGCCAUGGAAGACAGAAACUAUCAAUUUUACUGCUAUUGACAUACGCUAUAUAAUAAAAAUGACCACUCAUUAUUGUUACAGCCCAAUAUUGAAGUUUCAAUGAUUUGUUUUGAUUUCACUUACAGCCUUAAAUUCAGAAGUUCUAGUAGAGAUACAAUCUUUGAUUUGUUCCGUACUUUUCUGCACCAGAAGAUCAUUCAACAAUGACAUUCAACAACAAUAAAGAAUUGGACUUCAGUUCU